CUUUUCUUCCGCCCACCGCGCGCAUCUUUAAACCAACAGUAACCGCCUGAGCUCAACAAAACACAGGUCCGCGUGCUUAAUAGGGCUUGUGCCAGUAUGUUUACAAGUAAUCCUCUCGCUUCCUUAAGUUGUAGAUGUUAUAUUUAAUCACGUAAACUGUGUACGAUCUGAGGAGCAGUAAAUGUUAGAGUCAUAGCCUAGCUUCAGUGCUGCCGAUCCUGGUGCUAAGGCCUUCCACUGACAUUAUGAGGCAGAUAGUGAGUAGAAGAGUAGAAUACCAUUGGUCUUUUGAGUAUUGUCUCAAGUGGAAAAGAUCCAUGUUGACCCAAGGCUCCUCAAGCCUACUAAAAAGAGGCCCCAAGAAGAGAGGCCAGAGAAGCCCCAGCCCUAAUGAAGAAUUUAUCAUGCACAAAUCGAAGGCUAAGAGACAGAGGAAGGGGCUGAAGAAAACAGAAACUAGUGGCAGCAAAGUCCACGCAGAUGAGUGGAGGGACCGCGACAUCCUUGACAUUAUUAACAGCAGACAUCAAGCUAAAGGUGUCGGCAAGGAGGAAGAAGAGAGGUUUGUAGAGGGGACUGAUGAAGGAGUGGAUGAUUCAGAUGAAGACUGCAUCUCUGUUGCCAGCAGUAUCGUUUCUGGUCCUUCUCUCCCCCCUAAUGCCUUUCCAAGGAAACAGCUUCUCUCACAGGGCUUGUGCAAAACCUGUAGGAGCCUCUUCACGAAGGCAAAGAAGUUGAAAAGACCAAUGAAAGACAAACUCCUGGAAAAUGAUCCCAAGUCCCUGACAUGUGACCAGUGGGUUCUGAUCAAGAGCUGGAGACCGAGGAAGCUGCCUAAUAAAACAGGGACGCUUCUGAUCCAUGUGAAACUGGUUAAGAAAAGACUUAAGGCCAAAAAUGGCGCAAAGCCAAACUCGCCAUGUUUGGGAAAGUCGGAAUCUCCAGCCUGCUCAAGGCCCCACAGUUUCCUCCAGAGGAACCUUAGACGGUGUGUCAGAAAGCCAGUGAAACGGAUGAAGAAGAACAGGGUGAAGAGGAGAAGAGUUGAUUCUCAGGGUCCUCGUGCCGCGAAGCAGCAGCGUCUCCACAGCAACAAUCACCUCCUAGACACCAGUGCAAGCAGCACCGAAAAGAGCAGUAUUUGCAGUGCUGGCUUCGAAGGUCGGAUCAAUCGAGAAGUCAGCGAUGAAGAUGUAUCGGACACAAAUCUGACGGUUGAGUUGAUCCCCUCCAGGGUCUCCCUGGAAAUAACCGAGCCCAGCGAGCACCCAUCCAGGCAGAAAGCACCAACAAAAGCGUCCGGAUUCAGAGACUUGCUUGCCCAGUUGCGUGGCAACAGCAGUAUGAUCGUGAGAGAAACUCGUUAGAGAAGUGACUCUGUGUUUUUUUAAAUUAAGUUUCAGGAAGGUGUUCAAGCCCUGAUGUAGCUUGUUACUUGUUGAGUUUGCGUAUUAGCCCUCCUAUUUUCCUCUUCUAAACGGCAGACUAAAUACUUGUUCCUGAUGUUUCUGAGUUUAGUAGACCACUUGCAUGUUAUGUUUUUUGUUAUCAACUAGUUUAAUUCCACAUACAACUGUAUGUUACAGUUGGUUUAUCUAUACGAAUUUAACUCAAGAUCCAUUUAAAUACCACAUACUAAUUCAAUGUCGUUUUGAGUUGGAUUGUGUGGGGGAGGCAGUAUAGAUUUGGGACACAGUAUAUCCUUUACCUGUCUGCAAAAAAGUAUUUUUAAUAAAAGAUCAUUCCUGGUGGUGGGUGUGUAAACUAUUUUCAGCUGACAGUGUUGUUGGACCCUCUCUGUUAAAGCCCACAUGGUGGCGCCACUUAAUAAAGGAAUCUGA
Eleginops maclovinus (Patagonian blennie) is the source of this 1841-nucleotide messenger RNA. RefSeq lists its product as uncharacterized. Lineage: Eukaryota; Metazoa; Chordata; Actinopteri; Perciformes; Eleginopidae. The transcript is spliced from 6 exons. The record is from RefSeq and is a predicted model, not a curated record. Bases 246 to 1367 code for a protein of 373 amino acids.